AAGUUGUAGGGAAGGCGCCGGUCCCCAGCAUGGCGGCCGCCUGUCCCUGCCGGCUGAUUGCUCCCGAGACUGCUGCCACCCGGCUCCUGGGUGUCCUGUGGUUCGUGUCAGUCACCACGGGACCUUGGGGAGCUGCCGCCGGAGGCGGCGAAGAAACAUUUAAGUGCGAGGACCUCAAACUGGGACAAUAUAUUUGUAAAGAUCCAAAAAUAAAUGAUGCUACACAAGAACCAGUUAAUUGUACAAACUACACAGCUUAUGUACAGUGUUUUCCAGCACCUAACAUAACUUGUAAGGAUUUUGGUGGCAACGAAACACAUUUUACUGGAAACGAAGUUGGUUUUCUCAAGCCUAUAUCUUGCCGAAAUGUGAAUGGCUAUUCAUACAAGGUGGCAGUUGCACUUUCUCUUUUCCUUGGAUGGUUGGGAGCAGAUCGAUUUUACCUUGGAUACCCUGCCUUGGGUUUGUUAAAGUUUUGCACUGUGGGGUUUUGUGGAAUUGGGAGCCUAAUUGAUUUCAUUCUUAUUUCAAUGCAGAUGCUAGAUCUGAAGGAUCCAUGGCCAUGUUUCCAAGUAGCAUUUUCCAACCUGUGUUCAAUUAGUAGUUCUAAAAGACAUAAGAACUUCUUUAAAAAGGAUCUGUGCUCAAAUAUGAUUUGUAAAGCUGCAUUGUCACUCACUGUAAGAGGACACUGGUGGGAGUCUUGUAUUUACAUAUGAAUUUGUAGAGGCAGAAACAAAAUGUUUUUGCACUGGACAGGUUCUCUAUACUAGUAUUCUCUUGGCUGCAAAUUGUACAAACUGAAAUCCAGCUAGCUGCAGCCAAAAAAGAAAACAGGAAUGUCUGGGAGUGCUCUGGAAAAUCCAGGAGUGGGGCUCGUCUUGGACAAGACCAAAUCCAUAGUCAAAUGAUGUACUCACCACUCUCCUCCUCUUCAUCUCUGCUUCUCUGUGUUAGCCUCGUUUUCUUCUGCUGCAGAGGUUUGUGAAAUGCUAACCUUAAGCAUUCAGAAGUUCACCAGAUAUUUCCUAUUCCUAUUUCCACCAGAUAUUUCCCACCAGAUAGUUCCUACUGAACUGGUUGUGGUUAACUCAGGGGGAUUCUUAAAUUAGAGAAGAGAUGAAUUUAUCACAACAAAUGUCACAAAACAGCAUUUCAGUAAUCAUUUAUGGAGCACCUCAUGUCUUCAGCAAGUGUGUCAGUGUGUAUUUAGAUUAUCAUCGGUUUUGCUCUUCUUUUUCAUACAGUAUUUCUAUUCCUUAAUUCUGUCUGCUUGAUGUUAUCCUUAUGCUCUAAAAGAAAGUCAAAAUCUAGGAGAAUUUUGGUAACAUACUGUGAGGAGGGGACCAUACUGUGAGGAGGAGGCAACAUAUGGACCAAUAAGAUACCAGAAUUAAACAAGGAAAAUAUUUGGUUUUAAAGUUGGAAUUUUCCUGUCUUUAUUCAUAAACAUAUGCCUAACCAAAUAUCCUGCCUUCUCUGACUGUGGGACAGGCAAGCAGGCAUGAAGAGGCUAAGGUUCUUCUGCACAUAUGCUUGGAAAUGGGUUUCUCACUUAAAUGAGGAUCCAAGGAACUUAAUGUACUAUUGGGAUUCUUUAAGGUAUACAGAAUUCAGUAUCUUUAAAACCCAACCAUUUAGUUAAUAUUUCACUCUAGGUUCUUUCUUUGGUGAUAUCAGUGCUUUGUAGCUUUAUUUAUGUCAAAUUAUAGAGUUUAUUUGUUGAUUCAGCCACUAUUUUCUGGUACACGCAUAAAUGAACUUUUCAGAACUAAUAGUUCUUUCAGCCACUAUUUUCUGGUACACGCAUAAAUGAACUUUUCAGAACUAAUAGUUCUUUUCUUAAAUAUCUAGAAUUGAGACUAUCACAUCAACCAAUUAUUGAGGUAGAUUUAGAAUGUUUGAAUUUCUACACUAGGUUUCCCUAAAUAAGACAUUUUAAUAGGGAUGACCACUGUAGACUGCUUUCAGACCAGGGGAAAAAUUACUUUUUUCAAAAGUAGCUAAGUAAGAUAUAUAGCCUUAUUCUACCUGUUGUUUAAUAUAUUUGACAUGUGAUGUUGAAUGUAUUCGUUUUAGAGAAUUAUUUUUUCAGUCAAUCAAGUAAGUUUUUACUAUAAAUAUCAUAAAUUAUGUUAAUAUUUUUGUCUUGGAUAUACUUUUUCAAUUUCUUAUAAACCUUUUACAUUCUAUCAUCUUUGUUUAUUCUUCUUUUCUUCUUUAUUUUCUCCAUCCCUAAUUCUUUUCUUUUUACCAUUAAAUAUUACUCCCCAAUGAA
This is a messenger RNA of Cervus elaphus (red deer), 2278 nucleotides long. RefSeq names its product TM2 domain containing 1 (gene TM2D1). NCBI's taxonomy places the organism in Eukaryota, Metazoa, Chordata, Mammalia, Artiodactyla, Cervidae. The transcript is spliced from 7 exons. Bases 30 to 719 code for a protein of 229 amino acids. Gene Ontology annotation, molecular function: amyloid-beta binding; G protein-coupled receptor activity. Gene Ontology annotation, biological process: apoptotic signaling pathway. The record is from RefSeq and is a predicted model, not a curated record.